Molecule: messenger RNA, 1011 nt
Organism: Ambispora leptoticha
Lineage: Eukaryota; Fungi; Glomeromycota; Glomeromycetes; Archaeosporales; Ambisporaceae
Source: the annotation of a GenBank genome assembly
AUGUCUGAGGAGGAGAGGUUACAAAGCGAACAGAAACAAGAGACUACUAACCCCAAAUCGAAAAAAGAUAAAUAUCGAAAAGACAAACCGUGGGACACCGAUGACAUAGAUCACUGGAAAAUAGAUCCUUUCAGACCUGAAGAUAAUCCACACCCAUUUACAGAAGAAUCAUCGUUCGCCACACUUUUCCCAAAAUAUCGUGAAAAUUAUUUGAGGGAAGUAUGGCCUCAUGUUACCAAAACUUUGGAAAAAGUGGGCGUUGCUUGUGUACUUAACCUAGUUGAAGGUAGUAUGACAGUGAAAACAACACGGAAAACAUACGAUCCGUAUAUUAUUCUCAAAGCGCGUGACUUGAUUAAACUUUUGGCAAGAAAUGUGCCGUUUCUUCAAGCUGUAAAAAUUCUUGAUGACGAAGUCGCAUGUGACAUUAUAAAAAUUGGAAACAUAGUUCGCAACAAGGAACGAUUCGUUAAGCGACGACAAAGAUUAAUUGGUCCGAAUGGGUCGACAUUAAAGGCAAUCGAACUUCUCACACAAUGUUAUAUAAUGGUUCAAGGAAACACCGUAUCCGCAAUGGGCUCACACAAAGGAUUGAAAGAUGUGCGACGAGUUGUCGAUGAUUGUAUGAAGAACAUUCAUCCUAUUUAUCAUAUAAAGGAACUGAUGAUAAAACGCGAGCUCGCCAAAGAUCCAAAACUAAAAAACGAGUCAUGGGACCGAUUCCUGCCACACUUUAAGAAGAAGAACGUGAAACGACAAAAGAGACCAAUUGUCACGAAGAAAGAGUAUACGCCUUUUCCGCCACCACCGACUCCGAGCAAGAUUGAUUUACAACUGGAAUCCGGUGAAUACUUUCUUAAAGCUCCGGAAAAAGCAGCGCGUGAAAUGGAGAAAAAGAAGGAAAAACAACGAGAAAACUCCCUCAAACGCAAAGCGGAACGAGAAAAAGCAUUCAUUCCUCCUGUGGAAUCAUCAUUAUCGAAAAAAAAGAAACGUAAAAACGACGAGUAG